Oncorhynchus gorbuscha (pink salmon) is the source of this 6033-nucleotide messenger RNA. Its product is annotated as mucin-4-like. Gene Ontology annotation, biological process: homophilic cell-cell adhesion; synapse organization. Gene Ontology annotation, cellular component: plasma membrane; cell-cell junction; axon. Gene Ontology annotation, molecular function: cell adhesion molecule binding; axon guidance receptor activity. The transcript has 20 exons. The record is from RefSeq and is a predicted model, not a curated record. NCBI's taxonomy places the organism in Eukaryota, Metazoa, Chordata, Actinopteri, Salmoniformes, Salmonidae. The coding region runs from base 184 to 5010 and encodes 1608 amino acids.
CUAAGCAUAUGCAGCGGACGAACGGAGGGUCUGCAUGGACCAGAGAGAGCUGGAGAGAUCUACUUGCUGAAGAUAUUCCGUGAAGGAGUAGAUGACCAUUGAUACAAUCUGAGGACACAAGCACUCCUGUUCCCAUGGACAAGCCUCUCUGGACUUCAGCGUCAGGUGGAGCCCUGCAGUAGGAUGCUGGGGUCUAUGUCUGUCUGUGGUCCCCCUGCUGUGGCCUCUCACCUUUGGCUGCUCAUUUUCUCCUGCUCUCUUCACAGUCAACCAGCCCUGUCUGACCUUGUGUUCUCCACCCGUCCAGAGGAUAGUGCUGGUGUGCUGGGUGCUCCCCUCACACUACACUGUGCAGUGUCUGACUCCAGCCGCCAGGGGGCACUGCCUGUUCGAUGGGAAAGGGCCAGCGGAGAGGCAGCAGCACUGAGUCCUGGUCCUGACAAAGGGAUCCACCAAGUGGCCAAUGGAUCUCUGUUCUUCCUCCAGCUGAGAGAAGGGGACCUGGGGAGAUAUGUAUGUAGUGCAGGCAUUGGAGACAAACACAUCAGGACUGUUGUCCAAGUGAUGGAAGCUGGUUUGUUGGCCUUCUCACCUCUUGUGCAUGCCUCUGCUGAAGCAAUACAAUGCAUUUACAUUAGCUUUAGUACACAGAACAUAUUUGUAUGUGAUGUCUGUUUCAGAAAUGAGAAAAGCAUAGAUACAUUUGAUCCUUCGUUUGACACUGUGUGUGUAGAGCUGGAGGCAGUGUUCUUUAGUCCUCAGUCUCAGACGGUCAGUGAGGGUCAGACAGUGUUCCUCCAGUGUGUCUCAGGGAACAGCUCACCCCCUGCACACAUCACCUGGCUCAAAGACAACACCCUCUUCACCAAAGGCACUCAGAUGCAGGGCCAAUAUGGAGGGGGUAACCAGAGGAAGACCUCAGGCACUCUGCACCUCUCUAAUGUCUUAAUAGAGGACGAAGGGGAAUACGUCUGUGUCACACACAACGCCUUAGUGAACAGCAGCCUGGAGAGCAAAGCAGCUACACUCACUGUACAAGGAGUCCCUACAGGGCUGCAGAUCACUCAGGGCCCUGACAACCUCACCAUCGCCAUGCAGACAGAGGUCUCCAUGUGCUGUGCUGCCCGAGGCUUCCCAGCUCCCACAGUGCAAUGGUUCAAAGACAGCCAUCUCCUGGCGAACAGCUCCUGCUUGAGUUUGCAGAACAAGGGGCAGCUGCUUGUGUUCAAGAAUGUUUCUGAGGAAGAUGAGGGUUCCUACCACUGUGAGGCCAGGAAUGAGAGGGAGACUGUCAGAUCUCAGCCUGCCUAUCUCCUCCCAGCAGAGAUGGAAUGGAACUUUGUCCUGCAGCCCACUAACCAGACAGUGAGGAUGGGAGACUCUGUUACUCUGGUCUGCAGACCCCCCUACAGCAGGCCUCCAGCCAGGGUGUCCUGGUUCAAGAACAACCGCCUCCUCACUCCCAAGACACACUUCACUGUUGGGCCUAAUGGAGACCUCAUCUUCCACAGUGCCCAUGACACAGACAGGGGAGUGUACUUCUGCAGAGCGUCCAACAUCCACCUGUACAGAUCUGUGACCUCUAGAACAGCCAGACUGACCGUUCUCGCUCCUCCCUCGGUGAGGCUGUGGCCCCCAGUGGUGAUGGUCCCUAUGGGGGCCCAGGUGGUGUUCCACUGCCAGGUUUGGGGACAUCCCCUUCCCUCCAUCGUCUGGUCCAAACAGGGACGCUCUAUGCAGACUGGUGGAAAGAUCUCUGUGGGGGUGAGAAACGCUACCCUCUACAUCCUGUCUGUCAGGAGCUAUGACGAGGGGACUUACACCUGUGCAGCCUCUAACACUGUGGGGCAUGACCGGAGCACAGCUACUUUACGUGUCGCUGUGAGCCCCAUCAUAGUGUCCUUCGUUGGGGCAGUGAGCAGCUCAGAAGGGUCCUCUGUGGUCCUGCCAUGCAGAGCAGUGGGGGACCUCCCCAUCAGGUACACCUGGACCAGAGGACACUCUCAGACCACUAUCACCCCAACCCUGAAGAGGCAUGUAGAUGAUGAGGGGGCUCUGCAUAUCUCCAGGGUUCAGUUGUCUGAUGCAGGGGACUACCACUGUGCAGCUGAGAACAGAGCGGGACAACAGCAAAGAAGAUCCACCCUCACCAUCUCUGCUGAAGAUGACCCGGCUGAUAGAGACAAGCAGCAUAGACAGAUUGCGUCUGCAGUUCCAAACACUGAAGCAGAGCAGAGAAUUCCUCUGUCCAGUAAUGUCCUGAGUCUAGCUCAGCGUUCUGAGAUGACCCAAUUACAGGCAGGAAGUACAGUUUCAUUCCAAGCAUCUCAAAGAGACUUGAGCAACGACAUCACCCACGUGUCUGCCCCUGACACUUUACGACGGCUCUCGUCUCUCAAGAAGACAGCUUUAGGACUAGCAGGUCUCAGCGGAGGACAGACAGGAUUGCUGGUACUACCGGACCAGGCCUCGGCCAAACCAACCCAGCCCACAAUCACACAGAUCCAGCUUCCAGUGCAACAACCCCCACAUCCACCUCUAUAUCCACCCUUAGACCUACUAAGUCAGCCUUCAGUAACUCAUAGAGUCGCCUCACUUACCCAGCUUCCAAUAAUACAUACCCAGCCAACAUUAGCACAUAAUCCACCCCCAGAGACACAACGGCAGGUUUUAGUCCCACAUAGCCAAUCUCAAUUAACACAGUCCGUAUCCCAAAGCAUCCACAACCAGCCAUCAGUCAUGCAUAUCCAGCAUCAAGUCUCUGACCAACCAAUUAAGCCACUAAUGCCCAUCACCAUUAUUACCCAGUCUCUGGUCCCACGCCCGCAACCUUCUCCAGAGUCUCCCACUCACCUUUCAAACCCCUCUACCCAGAGUCCUGAAUGUCUUGCCCAGCCCAGAGAACCUGUGACUCAGUCUCUACUCAUGCAAACCCUGCAUCCUUCUGACUCAAUCACUCAAACUCACCAUCCUGUAACACAAAGGUAUCCUUCAUAUUCACAUUUACAGCAUCCUAGCCCUGUCACCCUGUUUUCAGUCACACAAAUCCAGCCUGAAUCUACACAAAAUCAGUCUGAACCUACACAAACCCAGCCUGAACCUACACAAACUCAGCCUGAACCUACACAAACUCAGCCUGAACCUACACAAACCCAGCCUGAACCUACGCAAACCCAGCCUGAACCUACACAAACUCAGCCUGAAACUACACAAACUCAGCCUGAAACUACACAAACCCAGCCUGAACCUACACAAACUCAGCCUGAACCUACACAAACUCAGCCUGAAACUACACAAACUCAGCCUGAAACUACACAAACCCAGCCUGAAACUACACAAACUCAGCCUGAAACUACACAAACUCAGCCUGAAACUACACUAACUCAGCCUGAACCGACACAAACCCAGCUUGAACCUACACAAACCCAGCCUGAACCUACACAAGCCCAACCUGAAAUUUCACAAACCCAACCCCAACCUACACAAACCCAGCCUGAACCUACACAAACCCAGCCUAAACCUACACAAACCCAUCCUCUACCAAAAACUCAGCCUGAAACUACACAAACUCAGCCUGAACCUACACAAACCCAGCCUGAACCUACACAAGCCCAACCUGAACCUACACAAACCCAACCUGAACCUACACAAGCCCAGCCUAAACCUACACAAACCCAACCUGAACCUACACAAGCCCAACCUGGACAUACACAAACCCAACCUGAACCUACACAAACCCAACCUCAACCUACACAUACCCAGUCUGAACCUACACAAACUCAGCCUGAACCUCAACGAACCCAGCCUACACAUCUCCUGACCCAGCCUUCAGUCUCAAUCACACAUGCUCCUGACCUGAGCACCACACCCCCCACCCCUGACCCCAAAGGCCCUAGUGCCCCAUGGACCUCCACACCAGACCUCCUGCAGCAGAACAUGAGUCAGCCCGCUAAGCCAGUUCAUCCAGCCAAACCAACCAGGCACAAUGACACAGAGCCCACAGAGUGGCUGAAGAGGAACACUUCUCAGUCCCCCAUCAGGACCAGUGAGGACCCCAGAGUAAAGCCUCCUCCUCCAUGGCUCCCAGUGCUGAAGAAACAUGACAUCCCCAUCGUGGUGGGAGUGGGUGUGUCUCUGGCCUUCAUCUUCAUCACCAUGGCCUUCUACUCCCUGGUCCAGAAGAAAGAGCCUGCCCCCGCUAUUAGAGCCUUGUCUUCCACAGUUCCCAGGAACCUGGGAGUCCCCUUCAGACAUGCUGAACAUCUGGCCACUGGGAGGACUUAUGAGAACAGGGCGUUUGAGGAUGAUGAUUUGGUGGCUGUGAUUGAACAAAGCCCCGACACGUCAGAUACACGUACCAGGCCCCCUGCCCCCAGCCCAGUCACUGUGAUGAUAGACCCUGCCUUUGAUGAGACUCAGGAGACACAGGCUCGCCCCCCGUCCUCUUCAGAACACUCAGUCAUAGCAGAGACCUACUCUGAGGCAAUCGAAGACACACAGGUUGACCCCUUCCUGGAUGAAGAGAAAGACUGCAGCCUGUCUCACCCCAGCAUCCAGCUGCAGUGUGUGGAGGACUGGGGGGGUGGAGGAGUAUACGGACAAUGUCAGGGCCAGGACUUUCUCUCUGAGCCCCCCUCUCUCACUCCUUCACCUUUCCGCUCCCUGUCUCCCUCCCCUCCUCCUGUGCGUGAGGAAAGCCUGCGCUCCUCCCUGACACUCCAGACCACUGAGCCCUGUGCCACGCCCAUCCACCACAGCGUCAGGAUCUCCCACGGUAACGCCCCCCUCCUCCUCUCCCACUGCGUCUCCCUAGGCCUCACCACCGUCGCCGUUGAUGUUCACUUCUACCCAGCAGCUCUUGCGUCAGCCACCGCUGCCAUGGCGACCGUGACAGCCGCCACACAGGUUAAUGCUACCGCCGCUGCUGCUCCAGGGCCCCAGCUCAGCUCUCGAUUGGCACAAGGUCAGGAGCAUGACCAAUCGGCUCCCAGCAUGUGCCAGAGUAAGUAACUAGAUAGAGGGAAUGCCGGAUGGAGAAUUGGUUCCAACACAGAUGUUGCCAUUAGUACAUUUAAGUCUCCACUUUGGACAGCUUGGCUGGAUUGUUGGUUGUCUUCACGUGUCUCUCUGUAUUUAUCAGCCUGUUUCCUCUGCCUUGAUCUGACACUGGUGUGGAGAAUGUGUUUGUGUUGGAACCAUACACUGAAGACUAUAGGACAACAUCCUAAAUGGUCUACACAUACUGCACCACAGUCAGCUAUAAACACGUCAACUACAUAAUGUCAAUGUAUUCUGCUUCUGUCCUUCAUAAAGAAAAGUCAUAUGAGAUUUUCAUUAUUGAUCAUGUAUAUUAUGGCUUCAUUGUGUAUUACAAAUGUCAGUUACACAAUGAUGCUUGAGGCCUAAAAUAAUGCAUUUAUAGGAAGCAAAAACUAGAAUAUGUAUAACUGCUUUCAUAAUCUUCUUUUACAUGCCAAUGUUUCUCUGCAUUGACUGAAUAUAUAGCUCAUUAUAUUUAUAUAUACACUCAGUUGAAUAUUCUACAAUGAAAAAGCCAAGGAGAAAACAGCUGUGUACAAAAUAUUGCAAUCUUUGUUACUUUACACUUCCUAAUCAGGUAAUAGACAACCUCUCUCUGUUGCACCAUAAACCGACUGUUACUUCUGUGCUGAAACCAAAGGAAGGUGACGACAGGGCUUAAUCCCAAUUGAAACCCAGCUGACCUGAAAUGUCAUUUAUCUGGAUCAGUUCACUUUAUGAUCAGUGAAAUGUCUAUAACUUUCAUGAAUGUCCCUUUCCUUUGCUACUGCCAUGAAUUCAUUAUUCUUAAAUGAAUGUGUUAAACUGAAAAUUAUUUUUUCCCCUUAUUUGUUUCAAUAACAUGUCCAGUAUCAAUUGUUGCUAACAAAAGUUGUCAUUUUUAAAUUUUUUAUCUUACAUAUUUAUACUUGAGUGUAUUAAAUCAGUGAACUUAUUACCUUUGUAUGGGUGAUAAAAUGCCAACAAAAAAAAUAUUAAAAGUUAUGACACAGA